Messenger RNA from Osmia bicornis bicornis, 3166 nucleotides. It is a transcript of the gene slif, whose product is annotated as cationic amino acid transporter 3. Gene Ontology annotation, cellular component: plasma membrane. Lineage: Eukaryota; Metazoa; Arthropoda; Insecta; Hymenoptera; Megachilidae. Gene Ontology annotation, molecular function: amino acid transmembrane transporter activity. The coding region runs from base 855 to 2660 and encodes 601 amino acids. The record is from RefSeq and is a predicted model, not a curated record. Gene Ontology annotation, biological process: amino acid transport; transmembrane transport. The transcript has 10 exons.
UUAGAUUGUCAUUCAAAUUUUAAUCUCACGCUCACCGUUUUAUAUAAAAGAAAAAAACGAUUCUGAGGAAUUUUGAGAUUAUCUGUGACAUGCAGUGUCCACAGUAUACAAGUCUCGUGAUACAGUAAUUCCUGAUACAGAACAAUAUUUCACAAAGAAUAUGGUCCUAUGUAAGAUAUGCAAAGGUGGUCAAACUUAACUAGCAAAGAAAAAAGAAAAUAACGGUACGAAGUUGACCCACAUUAGGUGUAAUAUUAACAGAAAAUUAAAUUCAAUUACUUAAGGUAUAAUUAAUUCUGAUUACAUUUGCAUAUUUCAAUGAAAUAUUUAAAGUUCAAGCGUGACGAUCUUCAAAUCCAUUCGUGAUUUUCUUUUUCCAUUUUAAUUAUACCGCACGAAGAGCGAAAGAAUUCCUUUCUCUUUCGUUAGCGCUUUCAAUCCGCGUAGCAAUCGGACUGGUUGCACGCGUAACAUUCGAUACUCCUGCUAAGGAUAAGUGUAUCUUAAAAAAGGCGUUUUUCCUCGAGAAUCAGUAUUGCGACAUCGCAUAGCUGCUUUUCCUUAAUGUCACAUGAUUGUCCGUGGUUCGCGGAAAAAGUGGAUCUCCCUCGUUUAUUAUGACACCAGUUACCCGAGCCGUGAAUUUUGGUCGUUUUUCAUGUUUACAAUCACUUGUACCUCUAUUUUCAUACUUCUCUUUCUCUCUUUUUGUUUUAGUGUAUCGACCGUCACAAAAGUGAAAAUAUUCUUAUUGUUCCGGCUUUUAAACACGAAUGUUGUCAGACACGUUACAAUUUCAAGGAUCGCAGAAUACAUUAUACAUACGUGAUUGAAAACGAAGAAGAGGACUCGGGAUGGCGAACCGUUUGUGGAAGGCGCUGUCCCGAAGACGCAUCGACGACAGCCAGGACAGCAAGGGUGAAUUGGCUCGGGUUCUAGGCCUUUUUGAUCUCACGGCCCUAGGUGUGGGCUCUACUCUCGGUAUUGGAGUCUACGUCCUCGCUGGUAGCAUAGCCCAAUCGACGGCUGGUCCAGCUGUCUGUAUUUCCUUCCUUAUCGCUGCCAUCGCUUCCGCGUUUGCGGGGAUGUGCUACGCAGAAUUCGCUUCCAGAGUUCCAAAGGCAGGUUCGGCAUACGUCUACAGUUACGUUACAGUAGGAGAAUUCAUCGCCUUCGUCAUAGGAUGGAAUUUAAUUUUGGAGUAUAUAAUAGGUACUGCCAGCGUCGCUCGAGGACUUAGUAAUUACUUGGACGCAUUGAUAGGAAAGGUGAUUAGCGAGACUCUGUUGUCCGCAAUGCCCAUUCGCGUUUCGUUUCUGUCAGAGUAUCCAGACUUCUUCGCGUUUGGAGUAGUGAUACUUCUAGUGAUCUUACUGAGCAUAGGAGUGAAAGAAUCUUCAAUGUUGAAUAACAUAUUCACUGUGAUCAAUUUGGCUACCAUUUUGAUUAUCAUAGUUGCAGGUUCCAUUAAAGCUGACCCAGCGAAUUGGAGGAUACGGGUAGAGGAUAUAGAUGAAACAGUUAGAAACCCAGGAUCAGGUGGAUUCAUGCCGUUUGGAAUAACUGGAGUAAUGAUUGGAGCUGCAAAAUGUUUCUAUGGUUUCGUAGGAUUCGAUGCGGUUGCAACCACCGGUGAAGAAGCUAAAAAUCCUCAACGCAACAUACCCAUAGCUAUUGUUGUGUCAUUGGUCAUUAUCCUGGCCGCUUAUUUUAGUAUUUCUACUGUAUUAACUAUGAUGUGGCCUUAUUACGAUCAGGAUCCUGAUGCCCCAUUUCCUUACGUGUUCGAUAAGAUUGGAUGGCCCAUCAUUAAAUGGAUAGUUAAUAUUGGUGCUGUAUUCGCGUUAUGCACAAGUUUACUUGGUGCAAUGUUUCCCUUACCGCGAGUACUUUAUGCUAUGGGCAGUGAUGGAGUGAUCUUUAAACGUCUUGCGAAUGUACAUCCAAAAACAAUGACACCUAUUUUUGGAACCGUGAUUUCUGGUUUAUUAACGGGAAGCAUGACUCUUAUCUUUGAUCUUCACCAGUUAAUUGAAAUGAUGUCCAUUGGCACGUUAUUAGCAUACACAAUAGUGGCAAUAUCCGUUUUAAUAUUGAGAUAUCAAGGGAAAGGUUGUGCAUCGAAUACUUAUUCUAUAGCAGCAACGAAUAGUUACAAAUUAAAGCCAAUCGACCUCUUAAAACAAAUAUUCAAUUUACGCAAUCAAAAGGAGGUAACCGAGAGUUCGUACAAAGUUGCCAAAUAUGGUAUUAUAAUGUUAUGUAUUUUCAUAUUUCUUACUGCACUUUGCAUAAAUUACGGGGGUUCAGGAUUAUUCAGCAGUAACGUAGUAGCGUCUGUGAUACUAGUUACACUUAUAAUAAUAGUGUUAUUAAAUCUCGCAGCUGUUGCCAGGCAGCCUACACAAGAUAUUGAUGCAGCAUUUAAGGUACCAUUAGUGCCAGUUCUUCCAUGCUGUAGUAUUUUUAUAAAUCUAUAUUUGAUGUUGCAAUUAGAUGCUUUUACUUGGAUUAGAUUUGCUGUUUGGAUGUUUAUCGGUCUUAGCAUUUAUUUCUUUUAUGGCAUAUCUCAUAGUGAACAAGGAAAAAGAGAUAAAAUUGAAGCUGAAAUGAUGAAACGAAAAUACGCGGAUCAAGUUAGAAUCGUUACUAAAUUUUAAUAAUGAUCUUAUAAUAUGUGAUAUUUUUUAUAUUAACGUACAGAAACCUGCUUAGUAAGGUCCUAGGUAUUAUAACAUGUGAUUACCGUUACAAUUUUUAAUUAUAAACCAUCAUUCUAUACUCUUUUAAGAGAUAUACAGAAAGUUAAGGAAAGAAUAACUUCUGACUGUGUAAAGUAAGUAUAUUGUACAUACAGAAUUUUAUUUCAAGAAACAAAUAGUUCUUAUCGUGAAAUUUUUAAAUGCCAGUAAAUAUUAGACGUUUUGAAUAAAUAAGUAUAUGCGUGUGUAUGUUGUUGCUGAUGCUAAAAUGCAUUAUAGAUACUCUCACAAUAUCAUUUUAUAAACAGUUUUAAACUAUUGUACAGUAUGUAAGAUUAUAUGAACAUAUUAUGUUCUUUUUUUCUUUUAAUUUAUAUGUUAAAAUAUGUUGAUGUAAUGUACAUAUUGCUUAACAGAUUUUAUUACGAUUAUUUGUGCUAAUGAAAUACAGCGUUUUAUAUUUA